UCACUAGGGAAGCCCGCAACUUUUCAGAUUAUAAGAUGCAUGUUUCCAGACAAUAACGUCACCCAAAUUUCUUGGGACCUUCUUUGCCUGGUACAACCCUCGGGGUGCCUCUGGGGGCGGACGUAGCUCGCCCAUGCGCAGACUGCACCACAGCGUGGUGCUGUGGCACCGCGAGACUUCCGCAGUUCCCCCACAGGCCCCACCCCCAUUUCCGGCUUUUCGCUCCGCCCACUCGGCGUCUCGGGAUCCUCUCCCUGGCCCGGCUCCAGAAGCCUCGCUCUGGGUCCGCGCCACACUCUCCUCUGCGGGCGGCUGGCUUCCCGGCGGGUUUUGUUUGCGACGCUGUCGUGCCACAGCGCGCUUUACGGCCGCGGGGACGGAGCGAGCCGGUGCCAGGGCCCCUCCGGCCCGGAAACAGGACUGGCGAGCGAGGUUGAUGCCCGGCGGCGGGGCGAGCGCGGCGUGUGGCCGUUUUCUUACCGCCGCGGAGCAAAGGAGGGCCCGGGAAGCGGCGGGGUCGGUGUCUAGGAGCGGGCCAGGAGGCUCCGGCUCCGGCGGCGGCAGAGGCGGAGCGGGUGGCCCCGGGCCGGGUUGUGGAGGCCCGGGGGGCCCCGCGUGCAGGAUGAGCCUGACCCCGAAGGAGCUUUCGAGCCUGCUGAGCAUCAUCUCGGAGGAGGCGGGCGGCGGCAGCACCUUCGAGGGCCUGUCCACCGCCUUCCACCACUACUUCAGCAAGGCCGACCACUUCCGCCUGGGCUCUGUGCUCGUCAUGCUGCUGCAGCAGCCGGACCUUCUGCCCAGCGCGGCGCAGCGCCUCACGGCGCUCUACCUGCUCUGGGAGAUGUACCGCACCGAGCCGCUCGCCGCCAACCCCUUCGCCGCCAGCUUCGCGCACCUGCUUAACCCCGCGCCGCCCGCCCGCGGCGGCCAGGAGCCCGACCGGCCGCCGCUCUCAGGAUUUUUGCCUCCUAUAACUCCGCCAGAGAAGUUUUUCCUUUCCCAGCUGAUGCUGGCCCCUCCACGGGAACUCUUCAAAAAGACACCGCGACAGAUUGCCUUGAUGGACGUCGGAAACAUGGGCCAGUCUGUGGACAUUAGCGGGCUUCAGCUAGCCCUGGCCGAACGCCAGUCUGAAUUGCCAACUCAAAGUAAGGCCAGCUUCCCUAGCAUUCUCAGCGACCCAGACCCGGAUUCUUCUAAUUCUGGAUUUGACAGCUCCGUUGCCUCUCAGAUCACGGAAGCUUUAGUCAGUGGACCAAAGCCACCUAUUGAAAGCCAUUUUCGGCCGGAGUUUAUCCGUCCACCACCUCCGCUCCACGUGUGUGAGGAUGAGCUGGCUUGGCUCAAUCCAACCGAGCCCGACCACGCGGUUCAGUGGGACAAGUCGAUGUGUGUGAAGAACAGCACUGGCGUAGAGAUCAAGCGAAUAAUGGCCAAAGCCUUCAAAAGCCCCUUAUCUUCUCCUCAGCAGACACAGCUCCUUGGAGAGUUGGAAAAGGACCCCAAACUUGUUUAUCAUAUUGGCCUCACUCCAGCCAAGCUUCCUGACCUAGUGGAAAACAACCCUCUAGUCGCUAUAGAAAUGUUGCUGAAGUUAAUGCAGUCAAGCCAGAUCACUGAGUAUUUUUCGGUUCUGGUCAAUAUGGACAUGUCAUUACAUUCAAUGGAAGUUGUAAACCGACUAACUACAGCUGUUGAUCUACCUCCUGAAUUUAUUCACCUUUAUAUAUCAAAUUGCAUUUCUACCUGUGAACAAAUUAAAGAUAAAUAUAUGCAGAAUCGUCUGGUGCGUCUCGUGUGUGUCUUUCUCCAGUCCUUGAUCCGUAACAAAAUCAUCAACGUGCAGGACUUGUUUAUAGAAGUGCAGGCCUUCUGUAUUGAGUUCAGCAGGAUACGAGAAGCUGCAGGCCUCUUCCGGUUGUUGAAGACCUUGGACACUGGGGAGACACCUUCUGAGACCAAGAUGUCCAAGUGAUAGCUCGUCGGGACCACCUGUUCAUCGUUCAGCUAUGCUGUGCUUUUCAUUUUUAAAAGUGUUCAGACCCUGAGUGAUUGCUUGGCUUUAAUGCGUAUAAACACCAGUUUAUCCACUUAAAGCAAA
Molecule: messenger RNA, 2101 nt
Organism: Lagenorhynchus albirostris (white-beaked dolphin)
Lineage: Eukaryota; Metazoa; Chordata; Mammalia; Artiodactyla; Delphinidae
Gene: CNOT11
Product: CCR4-NOT transcription complex subunit 11
Exons: 7
Coding region: 134-1975 (613 amino acids)
Biological process (GO): mRNA catabolic process; negative regulation of translation
Cellular component (GO): CCR4-NOT complex
Source: RefSeq, a predicted model, not a curated record